CUCGAUAUCAUGUGCGGCAACCUGACGACGACCAACAACCAUCCAUUCGUGAUUUACGGAGAAUGUCACUCGCGUCCAAGGUGGUUUUCGGAUUUUGUUGCGUGACAUCCGUCGGAAUAAUAUUCUACGUGCAUUACAAGCAGGCGUACGACAGGAAGCAACUUCACUUGGGUGUGAUACACGACAUCGAGCGACGUGAGCGCCGAAAAGCGGAAAAUGUCUACGUUCUGCAGCAGCAGGCCGAACUGACCAAGGAGCUUCGCAGAGGAGCGAACGUUGGCGAAAAUAACACGUAAAGCGUGAAGCCUGGAGCCUUG
Molecule: messenger RNA, 317 nt
Organism: Pseudomyrmex gracilis
Lineage: Eukaryota; Metazoa; Arthropoda; Insecta; Hymenoptera; Formicidae
Gene: Pet117
Exons: 2
Coding region: 63-296 (77 amino acids)
Biological process (GO): mitochondrial respiratory chain complex IV assembly
Cellular component (GO): mitochondrion
Source: RefSeq, a predicted model, not a curated record